AGCGGCAGCUCGCGUGAUGUGUUUGUGUAUCCUCAGUGUUUUUCUCUCUUGAGUGUUUUAUUGAGUGUAAACAGAGUCUUGUCUCUGUGUAUUUUAGUGCUAAUGAUGAGAUGGAUGUGAUGUGCUGUAAAUCAGGAACUGAUCAGGGCUUACAGGAUGAGGAAUCUACUGAUCAAACCUCCACAGAGUCUCUGGAUUCUUUCUGGAACGCUGGAGAACAGCAGCAGAUCCUGCAGACCAAACUCAAGAUGUGUUCAGUCAAACUCAUCGACUUCAGGAACCUCAUGAUGAAGAUCAAAACUGAACCUACAGAAAUAAAAACUGAACCUACAGCAGAUGAAGAUCACACUGGUGAAGAUAAGGAUUUUAUUCUGUCAGAUGUAAAGAGUGAAUUAUGUUUGGAUGGAGAAAUAACAUCCUCGACUCUUUUCUGCAUCACCGGUGGAGAGACUUUGAGCUCACAGAGACAUUUAGAGGAACUUAAUUCAGAUGACCACAGAGAGAAGAAGAAGAAGAGGCAGUUUCACUGUGAGCAGUGUGGGAAGGAUCUUUUUACAACAACAUCUAAUAUAAACGCCCACAUUAAGACACACAGUGAAGUAAAACCUUUCUCCUGCAAUGAAUGUGGUAAAUAUUUCAGCACCAAACAAAAUAUUGAUGUUCAUCAGAGAGUUCACACAGGAGAAAAACCAUACGAGUGUCCUCACUGUGAGAAGAGAUUCAAACACAAACAUAAUCUGAAGAAACAUGUGCUUAUACACACCAAUGAGAGACCGUAUCAGUGCAGUGAAUGUGGAAAAACCUUUAGGGAUGCAAGUACAUUAAAAUCACACCAGAAAAUUCACUCUGAAAAGAAAUGCUAUCAAUGUUCACAUUGUGAUAAACGUUACUGUUUUAAAUAUCAGCUGAUAGUUCAUGAGAGAGUUCACACUGGAGAGAAACUUUAUCGCUGCAGUGUUUGUGGGAUGAGUUUCAGUCGACAUUACAGUUUAUUGUCACAUCAGAGAAUUCAUACAGGUGAAAAACCUCACAAAUGCUCUCAGUGUGAGAAGACGUUUGUUCGAUUAGAUGGCCUGAGGACUCAUCAGAGGGUUCACACUGGAGAGAAACCUUACGUCUGUUCGAUCUGUGGAGAGAGAUUUGCUUUUUUUAGAAGUCUUCAGCAUCAUCAGAAGAAACAUACUGAAGAACAAACUACACUGAAAUCAUCUGACCAUGUAUAGCUGAUUCAGCGCGAAUUCUCAAUGCGAUAAUGUGCUAGAACAGAAACAAUUAAUUUUUAUAAAUGACUUCACAUUGAACUUGUAAAGUAAUUUUUCGACUACUGUGUUGAUUUUCCCUUCUUUCACCCAGGUCGACCAAUGAGAUAUGAGCUUAUCCUUGCUGCUGACUUAAAUGCAAUAUAAAUCGCGAUGGAUAAAACCAUCUGCUUAAAUAUAAUUAAAAAAAAACUAAAUGUUUCAUUUGAUAGAUCUGAAUAGAAACAUACAUUUGUGUUCAAUUGUAUUUAUUACAUUAUUAAUGAUGUUUUAUUUUAAUAAUAUUCAUUUCAUUAAAUUUAUUUAUUCUAUUCUA
Molecule: messenger RNA, 1575 nt
Organism: Paramisgurnus dabryanus
Lineage: Eukaryota; Metazoa; Chordata; Actinopteri; Cypriniformes; Cobitidae
Source: RefSeq, a predicted model, not a curated record